UCGGAGCGACAACGCCGAGCGCAACAGGCGAGCGGACCUUCGGCUUCCGACGGCAUCACCGAAACGUUUCCCAGCCUUUUGCUCUUCUUUUCGGAUUUUGCGUGGAAGCGACACGAUCGAAAGCGCGCAGCGCGUUGGCGCGCGCGAGUCCCGAACGCUCUCCACUCAGACGCAUCCGGGCUUCCGGGCCGAGGACGUAACAGGUGGGAGCCGGGAUGGAGGCCCUGGUCGCGGCGCUCAAGAGGCACCCGGGACCCUCGGUGGUGCUCUUCGCCGUCCUCUUCAGGGUGCUCCACGGGCUUCUGGGGAAGGUGACCCCGCCCAAGGUGGUGGUCGGCGACGAGUUCCAAACCUGGAAGUGGAAGAACCUCUCCUUGUCCUUGGUGCACUCCACCCUCACCGGGACGUGGGCUGUCUCCAGUGUGUUGCUGUGGCCCGAGACGCUGAGCGACCUCCACGUGUACCACACGCCGCUCUCCUACCUGCUUGUGUGCGUUUCCACCGGAUACUUUGUUCACGACACGACCGAUAUCGUCGGGACGGGAAACGGAAGACGAUCCUGGGAAUUCCUCCUCCACCAUGCGCUCGUACUCUCGUGCUUCCUGUACACGCUGUACACGCAGCUGUACGUGGCCGGCGCGGUGACGGCCCUGUUGGUGGAGGUGAACAGCGUGACGCUUCACCUGCGGCUGCUUCUCAAGAUGGCGGGCGCCACCUCGUCGGCCGCCUACCGCCUCAACAAGGUGCUGAACGUUUGCACCUUCGUGGCCGUGCGCCUGGCCACUCAGUUCUACGUCACCUGGUACAUCGCCGCAAACUACCCCAGGCUGGACCGCGCCGCCUUCUUCAUGACCUGCUUGAUGGUCAUGAACAUCAUCAUGCUGGUGUACCUGUACCGCCUCAUCCGCUCCGACUUCUUGCCGCGCGCCGGCGAAGCGCACGCGGAGCGCAACGGGACGCGCAACGCCAAGAAGUUCGUCACCGAUUGAGAGGCGAGGAAGCGCCUCAUCGUGGCGGCUUUCGGUCUUUGUUUUGCUCGACCGGACCCCGUGCCCCUCCCUCAAGGGGUUAACAACACGUCUGCCAUGCAGUCAAGGGGUUCUGGGUUCGAAUCUGUGCAUCAUCAACAGAAGAGCACAGUUGCCUAUCAGUCCUAACUGAACAUAUCUGAACUUUUCGGGAGGGGUGGGGCAGAAAAAAUUUUUUUUUAAACAUCUUGCCUCCCAUGACACUCUGAGGAUUACCAGGAUCUGGAUGGCAAGUGAUUUAUUAUUAUUUUUUUUCAAAGCAGGUUGAAGGAGGAGUUUACGGGUAUGGCCCGCAAGCUAAAAAAGCUAAAGCUGUUUUGGAUUUGACUUCCUGUUGAGCCUCAAGUGCAAACUAUGAUGUGCACGAAAGGCAUGAAGUGUAAUUUCCCCUUGACUGUUUAUUGUGCAUGUUAAAUCGCUCCAUGUACAGCACUUUGUAUGCAGCGAUGGCUGUUUGAAAGUGCUCCAGAAAUACCGUUGACUUGACUUGACUAUGAAGGCGGCACUUCAGCACAAUACCCACCAAGUCAAACAAACGUCCACACGUGCACAUUCAACUUUAAGCGCAUUUCACACGUUCAAAUCGUUCCACAACUCAAACGCUAGCCAAAUAUUUACUUUUGUAUCAUUUUAGAUCAUUUCAUAAAGAAGAUAACGAGCGUGAGAAAUUAGGAAGUAACAAUAGCUGAUCUGUUCUGCAAUGCCAUGAUGCCCCCAGUGCCUUUUGAAAACAACUCCUGUAAUAUGACGCAUCGUUUUUGUCCGAAAAAGAAAAAAAUGACAUUUUAAUCUUUAAUCCUCCAACACUUGACUGUGACACUGUCGUGUGUUUUUUUAUGAAGUGGCGACAGGUACGUGUUUUGAGUCUACGAGUGAGAUUGCAUUUUAGACGUGUUUAAAAAGU
Molecule: messenger RNA, 1932 nt
Organism: Hippocampus zosterae (dwarf seahorse)
Lineage: Eukaryota; Metazoa; Chordata; Actinopteri; Syngnathiformes; Syngnathidae
Gene: tlcd1
Product: TLC domain containing 1
Exons: 4
Coding region: 216-989 (257 amino acids)
Biological process (GO): phospholipid homeostasis; membrane assembly; regulation of membrane lipid distribution
Cellular component (GO): plasma membrane
Source: RefSeq, a predicted model, not a curated record